This is a messenger RNA of Malassezia restricta, 963 nucleotides long. RefSeq names its product ubiquitin metalloprotease fusion protein. NCBI's taxonomy places the organism in Eukaryota, Fungi, Basidiomycota, Malasseziomycetes, Malasseziales, Malasseziaceae. The record is from RefSeq and is a predicted model, not a curated record. Gene Ontology annotation, molecular function: proteasome binding. The coding region runs from base 1 to 963 and encodes 320 amino acids. The transcript has a single exon.
AUGAACAGGAGUAAGCUACGAAUAGCGAUUUCAUAUCGUUCAAAGACCUAUCCAAUCACGCUCGAAGAUAUAUCGACCGUAUCUGCUUUUCAAGACCUGAUAUUCGAUACUAUUGGGGUGCGGCCUGAAAACCAAAAAAUCUUGGUGCCACCCAAAGCACGUCAGUUACUCCAAACACUACGUGCUGGCACGACUACCCAAACUACAAUUCGAGAUGUAGGUUUGAGCGACUGCAUGCAGAUCACUGUCAUUGGCGCCCCUGAUGAUGAAAUAAAGGAGGUCCAGGCUGAAGAGGAAAAAUGGGACAAGGCACGGGCGAAACGACGACAACUUCAUCCAAGUCUGUUGAAGAAUACCACGCCUCAGAAACGUUCAGUGGUGGUCCCAGAAUCUGUGUUUGGCAAGAAUGUGGUUCAUGCAUCGAUCCCUUCGUCGAAUCCCUUGCACGCCAAAAUAUUUUCUUACUUAAACCGACUUGCAUCCGAUCCUGCUAUCCUGCAUGUUUGCCACUUACAUGGCUACAAGGUCGGCACACUCACCGAGCUUUUACCGCAUGAGCACCCAGAUCUUUUGGGCUUAAACAUCAACAUGGGUGACACUAUUUUACUUCGCAUCCGUACUGAUGCGGCUGAUGGCUUGCGUGACUAUAAAACAACGCGGCGAGUUUUACUCCAUGAACUUUGUCACAACGAAAUAGCGGGGCAUCCGCCAGAAUUUAAUGCCCUCAACAGCCAACUAAACCGUGAAGUCGAAGCAUUUGAGCACAACCAAAUACUAGGUACACACAGGCUAUCUACAGAACCUGUCUAUGAACCAGCCAGUAAUGUGCCUGUGGAUGCUGACGAAGAGCGCGAAGAACGUCGCAGGAAGAUCUUAGCAGCCACCGAAAAACGUUUAGCGGACAUCGACCAGAAUAUCCAGAGUCAGUGUGGAGACUCCAAAAAGGUACCUUUUUCCAAGUAA